This is a messenger RNA of Fibroporia radiculosa, 3225 nucleotides long. RefSeq lists its product as uncharacterized. Gene Ontology annotation, molecular function: phosphorelay sensor kinase activity. Lineage: Eukaryota; Fungi; Basidiomycota; Agaricomycetes; Polyporales; Fibroporiaceae. The coding region runs from base 1 to 3225 and encodes 1074 amino acids. The record is from RefSeq and is a predicted model, not a curated record. The transcript has 12 exons. Gene Ontology annotation, biological process: phosphorylation; phosphorelay signal transduction system.
AUGGCCAUCCCCUCACUGCGCGUACGCCAAUGCUCAUUCGACGCCCAGCUCGUCGUCCUCUCAUAUUGUAUCUCGUGGCUUGGCGCAUACACCAGUACCCAAAUUAUUAUUCACGCCAAGUACACUCGCAAUGCCUGGAUCAAGUGGUUGUGGACGUUUCUGGCCAGUCUUGCAUACGGAUUCUGCGCAAUAUGGUGUAUGCACUUUGUGGGGAUGCUGGCCUGCCAUUUGGACAUCCAUAUUGGAUUUGACUUCUACCUCACCAUCCUCUCCGCUGUCGUCGCCGUUGGGUUCACGUUUGCGGCCUUCUCAAGUCCAUAUAUUUCGGAUGCGAUUGGGGACUCAAGAUUCUUGCAUGCAAUCUCGCACCUCUUCAGAGCCAUACGCAGGUGCAUCUUUUCAUGUUGCCCCAAGCGUGAUUUAGAGGCAGGAUACGAGGCUCUGGGACAAGGAGGGGAGGAUGACCGACGGUCCAGUACCUCACAAGAUCCAGAGCCUCAAGGCGAAGAACAAAUUGACUACCAGGGCAUAGAUGACGAUGAGCGGGAGGCUUCUCUCGAGCGCACAAGUCUCGAAUCGGUCUCUGUGACGGAGCUCCCCGAGCGCGCACCCGCCCCUGCCUCCAUUCCUCAGCCGCUCCCGGUGCAGACUCCAGUGCCGCCCCCAACGCGUGGGCGCCCUCAUGGCCCCGCAUAUACCCGCCGCAUCUCCAGUGGAAGCAGGAAAUCCCAAGGCCAUAGCACGACGCUCAAGUCUCCCCCACUUGUGCGGCAACGCUCUCUUCCUCGUGUACGACGACUUAGCACUGAGUCGGGAAGUAACUCGCCGAGCACUGCUUCGAGCUCGCUCUCGAGCUCAGACUCAUCCUCGCGGCAUCGCCAACGCGGCUCGGGGAACAGUUUGUCAGGGACAACACUUGCCAGCGGGACUACUGAAUCGUCGUCUUCUUUAUCUUCGUGGGGCGAGAGUCUACAUGUAGGUUUAAGCAGGGAGACACGCUUACGCAUCAAGGCGCGAGCUCGGGAGCGGCCGCUUCCUACUUUUGGGUGGCGAUACUGGAUGAAAGCGCAUUGGCAAACGAUUACGGCGCUUGUAGUUGUAAGGGCGGCGGUGUGGGGGCUAGCGCUAGUCAUGAUGCAUUACUGCGGAAUGUGGGCGAUGAUCAUCCCAAACGGACAUAUUUCUUGGGAUCUGCGCAUUGUCGUUCUAUCUUACGUUGUCGCGUUUACCUUGUGUCUCGUCUCCUGUGCUACUAUGGAGCACAUCGAGGUUCAUUUUGGACGUCAAGUCGCGUUCAGUACGAUAUCAGCUGCAGGUUGCUGCUCCAUGCACUACACCGGCAUGGCUGCAGCAACGUUUUACACUUAUAGCGCACCUGCACCGCCUGGCCAGGCUGGAUAUCCGGCAUAUCUUCCCAUCACCAUAAUAGGGAUUGCUGUAUGCGUAUGUGUCGUCUCGAACGUCGUGCUUGCGCAUAGCGCAAUUAAUGCACGCAACCGUAUGGCGGAGAUGAUUCUCACAAAGAGGAGGCUUUGGCGGAUUAUGGCGGAAAAAGAGGCAGCGGAGCAGGCGAACGAGCUUAAGCAGCAAUUCAUAAGCGUGGCAAGCCACGAGAUCCGAACGCCGCUACAUACAGUGAAUGGGUACUGUGAGCUUCUUUCACGAACGGACUUGACGGAAGAGCAGACACUCUACGUCUCAAGUAUUCAACAAGCCUGCCAUGCUAUUAAUGUCAUUGCAGGGAACGUGCUUGAUUUUAGCAAGCUUGAUCGUAACAAUGUGGAGCUGUCCGCGCGACCUGUGCUCAUGCAUCUACGGAAAGUGGUCGAAGAUCUCGCACGCAUACAACCUUCCCAGCCAGGCGUCGACGUCGUUAUAUCGGUGGUGUCUGAGGUACCAGAAACUGUGUAUCUGGAUGAGACGUAUACGUUUCGGGUCCUCAUGAAUCUCCUGUCUAACGCGCAGAAGUUCUGCGAGAAGGGAUACAUUUGUGUCUCCGUAUCCAUGGCUGCGCCAGCUCAGCUCAUGAUACAAGUACGGGAUACAGGCUGCGGCAUUCCCACUAAUUUUCGCGAUGCUCUGUUUCAGCCGUUUCGACAGGCCGAUACAUCUAUGACGCGCGCACGUCAAGGCACUGGCUUGGGUCUUAGCAUUGUCAAGCACCUUGUUCAGCGCAUGAGCGGAACUGUCGAUGUAGAGUCUACCGAAGGGGAGGGAACGAUGUUCACGGUGAAGCUCCCCGUCGCGCUAUCAAAUGAAGAACAAUCUCGCCCGGAUUUGUUGGACCUAAUGGAGGGUCCCAAGCCCUCUUCGCGCAAGCGAUUGCGUGUUGUUCACUCGGAUUCUCGUACAGAAGCCCUCUUCGUCGAGUUAUGGAGGCAACACGGGCAUUUCUCCUUGGCCGGGAUCACCGAGAACUCGGUGGAAGCCCUCUCACGGAACGCAGACGCUAUCUGGGCAGAUGCUGAAAGCGUCGCAUCCUCAGCAUUACUUCGUGCGAUGCUGUGCGCACGAACACCACACCCUUUGCCUGUGUAUAUAGUGUACAGCGAGUUGCACGAUCUGUCAUCGCUCGAGCCUGAGUUCAGCGAUGCGCGGAACGCAGUGCUCGUGAAGCGCCCUCUCAUACUACAUGGGCUGCGGGAGGUAAUCGAACAACCAGAAGCACACAUGGGCACACAUCUGGUCAAGGAUACACCAAAAGUCCGCUUCGCUAUCCCAGCGGGACGCUUUGAUGUAGUGGACCCCUCGACAUCGAAAGACAAAUUUGUGGAGAAAUCGCCCGUGCCAAUAGUCUCGGCGGAGGAGAUUGAGCUGGAAACAAAGGUGAAGGAGAAAGAAAAGGUCUUGUUAGUUGAGGACAAUUUGAUCAAUCAACGCCUCGGCCGGAGACUAUUGGAGAAACUGGGGUACGACGUUACCGCAGUAAACAAUGGCCAACAAGCCAUUGAUGCGGUCUCGGAAAUAUCAUACUACUGCUGUCUGAUGGACUGUCAGAUGCCAGUAGUAGACGGUUUUACCGCCACUCGAAAAAUUAGAGCGCUAGAGCAGGAGGGAGUGCUCCCUGGUCAUCUUCCCAUAAUCGCGCUUACCGCAAACGUAACUACUGACAGCGAGGACCGGUGUCGACAGGCGGGCAUGGACCAUUUCCUUCCCAAACCCUUAGUGCUAAGCGACCUCGACGACACACUCACAACACACGGAAGAUCUAACCCUAAUCGAUGA